Molecule: messenger RNA, 2332 nt
Organism: Chara braunii
Lineage: Eukaryota; Viridiplantae; Streptophyta; Charophyceae; Charales; Characeae
Source: the annotation of a GenBank genome assembly
AGUUACCAGGAGGCUAUUCUGCAGGUGCCAGGUGGUAGUUAAUCGGAGCACAGUGGUUACUGGCAAGUGAUUACUGUGGUUACUGUGGUCAAGGGGUUACUGUGGUUAAGGGGUUACCCCUUACGGUGGUUACAGGGUUACCGUGGUUAGGAGGUUACUGUGGUUAAGGGGUUACGGUGGUUACAGGGUUACCGUGGUUAGGAGGUUACCGUGGUUACAGGGUUACCGUGGUUACAGAGUUACUGUGGUCACAGAGUUACUGUAGUUACGGGGUUACUGUGGUUACUUUUGGCAGGUUACCUGGCAACAACAGUGGUUAGCAGGGAGAGCGAUUACGUCUCUAGAUGUACCUGGACUACUUAGCUUAUGUGGUACUUGAACCGGUCGUCAGGGUGCAGUUAAUGUCCUCAGGUUUGUUACCAGGUGUGGAAUCAUUUGCAAUGUUACGGUAUAUGCCCCUCUGUUAUUCUCGGUGAUGUUAAUGAGUAACUAAGGUUAAUAUUAAUGCAUAGCUCAGGUUAGCAAAUUUCAACGUGGGGCUUACCCGGCUUACCAACAUUUGCGGAACUAACCCUGGUUCGCUGAUGAGUGCGCUCGAGGAGGUCACUUUGGCAAAAAGACCCGGUCAGAAUCAACCUUUUUUUCCGUAAUCAAGUGUGGAGGCCCCAACUGGAACCCCAGCUCCAGCAUUGAACAUACCCAAGAACCGCCAGGUGAAAUCAACAACUCCGACAUUGAGCGUGGCACUCCCCGCUAGGUGUAGAAACUUCAACCGGAGCAAAUGUCGGGAAGCUGAAACCGUAGGCACGAACUGGUCGGCGCUCGGUUGGUCGGUCGGUCGGUCGGUCGGUCGGUCGGUCGGUCGGUACCCUCUGCACAUUGAGAAAGAAGGACUUGUCGACGACUGGAAUCAGUCCCAGCAUUGAGGGUGGAUUCCCAACUGGAAGCAACCGGGGCGUCGAGGGUGCAAUUCCGGUCGACAACCUGUCCCGGUAGUGAGGGCGAAGCAACUAGUUGGAACCGGGGGUUGUCAUUUUGCGCUUGGACCCCUCAACCAUGGUUACUGUGAAUGCUGGAGCUGCACACCUAUGGUUAGACUUCAUCUAUGGAACGCUGAUGCAUCGACUGGGGCUAUCACCCCCAUUCUUCCAUGGUGGGUGGGGUGGAAAAGCCCUCGAGUCGAUGGAGCAGGUGACGCGUCAGCUGAUCAAGCAGGGCCUGAAGGAGGUCGCUGAUCAGACCUGGCCGCCGCCUGCAAUCCGGCCAGUUUGGAAGACCAUCUUUGCCGAUGGCCACUUCCGUUGCCAGGAAGGGGUGUUCGUCACCCCUUGUGACGAGACCAUCCGUGAUGCUCUUCCCCCUGAGAGUCGAACUGCUCGAGUGCACCUGCUCACGCCGGUCGGUGUCCCUAGGAGCGAACUGUCGUGCGUUUUGCACCUUGCGGGAACUGGCGACCACGGAUUUGCUCGGCGGCAGCGUCUUAGCCGUCCGCUUCUGCAGUUUGGCAUUGCCUCGAUGAUCCUUGAGAGCCCCUUCUACGGCAACAGGCGCCCCCUGCAGCAGCCUGGCGCGAAGCUUAAAUGCGUAAGCGAUCUGUUGUUGCUCGGAAGGGCAACCAUAGAGGAGGCUAGGGCCCUCUUGUAUUGGCUUGAGACUGUGGGGGGAUUUAAUAGGCUGGGCGUUUGCGGCCUCAGCAUGGGAGGGGUGCACGCUGCCAUGGUUGGAUCGCUUCAUCCCAACCCGAUCGCGGUAACCCCUCUCCUGGCCCCUCAUUCUGCUUCUGUUGCAUUUUGUGAAGGGGUGUUGCGAUAUGGUACGGCGUGGGAAACCUUGAUGAAAGACGGCACUGGCAGAGACAAACUCAACAACGAGUCCUCGGCAGCAUCAGCACCCGCACUCUCGCAGGAAGAAGUUCUGCGCCGAAUGCGGGAAGUUCUUUCGCUCACAGACGUCACUCGUUUCCCGAUUCCGAAGAAGCCGAGCGCUGUCAUCUUUGUCUCCGCAACUUACGACGCCUAUAUCCCAAAGCAUUCGGUUCUUGAACUGCAGCAAGCUUGGCCGGGGGCAGAGGUGCGAUGGGUACCGGGUGGGCACGUAUCUUCGUUCAUCCUGCGCAACGACGACUUCAGGAGGGCGAUCAUGGAUUCGUUGACCCGGUUGUAAGUGUAAAAAGAGCAGUGUGUGUAAAAACAGGUUGUCGACGCCUUUUUUUUUUUUUUUUUUUUUUUUCCUUCGGUCCUGUGAGCAGUGACACCUCCCAUAGUCGUAAAAAUGAUAAUCGGAAUUUGGUUUCACACUCAGGAUUUGGUUUCAAUAAAAGUCACUUGAAAGU